AAUGUUUUGCCGGGCGGGCGCUUUCCCGGGACUGGGCAAAAACCCCGAGUCGCUCCCGCCUCCUCUCUUCCAAGAACCUCCAAUCCAGAGGAACGAGAGAGUUCGAAGAAGAAGGCCAAUGAGAGAAAGAUGAGUCGAGGAACAGGAGGGGGUUAAGAUCGCCACGUUACCAUGUUCUUCCCUGAGGAUCGCCUCUACCAAGUUGAGUAUGCGUUGAAGGCAGUAAAGGCUCCCAGUAUAACUUCAAUCAGCGUUCGUGGGAACGAUUCCGUUUGCGUGGUCACACAGAUGAAGGACAAGCUUCUGGACUUGACGAGCAUUACUCGUCUCUUCCCGAACAGCAAGUAUCUUGGAUUGCUGGCGACAGGUGUAGGGAAAGAGCUGGUCAUCUUUAAGGCCUUUUCAGAUGAGCCAUGCAUGCAUUGGAAAUUAAAAGAGAGGAUCACAAAAUUGAUGGUCCUGGGUAUUGAUGAAGAAUUAGUGCCUCAACUCUUCAAAUGUGAUCCUGCUGGACACUAUUUUGGUCAUAGGGGGUGGAAGGGGAGGAACAGUAACCAUAACAUCCAAGAGGCACAUAAAAUUGAACUCGUUUAACUCAGAGACAGCAACAAGUGCUCGGUUGAAAGAGCAGGAAGCAGUUGACUUUCUGAAAAGAAAAUGAAGAAGUUGACUUUCUGGAAACAAAAAUGAAGAACAAUCAAUCAUUUACCUAUGAGGAAACUGUGCAGGUAUUUUUGCAGAAAGGACAUUUGCACUAGGAUGCUGAGGCCUUCAAGAUGUCUCUUGCAGAACCUGUAAAAGAUCUUUGGGCUGAUGUCUCUUGCAGCCCUGUAAAACAUCCUUGGUGAUGCCUCACAUUAUGUGGUGACAUAUGCGGAUAGCGAUUGCACGUCCUGCAUUUUAUGAGUAAUACUGUUAUGAGAGGUUGGAACAUUUAUGUUAAA
Molecule: messenger RNA, 944 nt
Organism: Nymphaea colorata (pocket water lily)
Lineage: Eukaryota; Viridiplantae; Streptophyta; Magnoliopsida; Nymphaeales; Nymphaeaceae
Product: proteasome subunit alpha type-6-like
Exons: 8
Coding region: 172-594 (140 amino acids)
Cellular component (GO): proteasome core complex, alpha-subunit complex; cytosol; nucleus
Source: RefSeq, a predicted model, not a curated record